This is a messenger RNA of Xylaria bambusicola, 2004 nucleotides long. Its product is annotated as CDK-activating kinase assembly factor MAT1-domain-containing protein. The transcript has a single exon. Gene Ontology annotation, molecular function: cyclin-dependent protein serine/threonine kinase activator activity. Gene Ontology annotation, biological process: regulation of transcription by RNA polymerase II; positive regulation of cyclin-dependent protein serine/threonine kinase activity; nucleotide-excision repair. The record is from RefSeq and is a predicted model, not a curated record. Bases 348 to 1478 code for a protein of 376 amino acids. Gene Ontology annotation, cellular component: transcription factor TFIIH holo complex. NCBI's taxonomy places the organism in Eukaryota, Fungi, Ascomycota, Sordariomycetes, Xylariales, Xylariaceae.
CCUGCCAGUCAUGUCAUCCCUACCUCCAGGUCCUGGCUUCAAUUUAUUACCAUAGAACCAAAAAAGCGGCGGCUGUAUCACUCGAAGGACUCUUCCUUUCUAUUACACCGCAUUUUGCAUUUUGCUCAUUUCUAUACCUCUGCCUCUAUUUCCGUCUCGGUACCUGCAACGUUCGGCGAUUGUUUCGCCUUUCGCGAGUCUAGUGCUACUAAAUGUGUAGCUUCGAUCUCUACUCUCGGUCCUCAAAGCCCUAGGUCAGACCAAGACUUUCGAGCCGGGCGUUUCUUCCAAGUUGCGGCACCAAAAAGACCAGAGCGGCAAGCCAGCUUUGCAAGCUCACGAUCAGCAUGUCCCGUAAACCCGUGACGGGCGGCUCGACCGUCGUCAGGCUGCCAACCGGUCCGAACGCCGCCCAGAUUCCCUCCGACAUAUGUCCUGUGUGCAAGCGCGUGCGUUAUCUCAAUACGGACAUGGAGUUCCUGAUCAACCCGGAAUGCUACCACCCUAUGUGCAGCAACUGCGUGACCAACAUUUUCAAAUCAGGCCCGGCACAAUGUCCCUAUGCGACCUGCACAAAGACUCUGCGGCAUCGGGGAUUCCGGUCCGCCUUCUUCGGCGAUUUGGCCGUAGAGCGUGAAGUCGAUAUCCGUAGGCGCGUUGCCGCCGCCUACAACAUGGUAGAGGAUGACUUCGAGACUCUGCGGGAUUAUAAUAAUUACCUCCAAGAUGUCGAGGACUUGACAUUCGACUUGAUUUCCGGGGGUGAUGAUGAGCGCCGCGCCGCUGAACAGAAGCUGCUACAUCGCGAACAAGAAUUCCGUGAGGAGAUUGAGCGUAACAAGCGCCGCGGGAACGAAGCAGAACUGUCCCGCCAGAAACGUGAAGCGGCCGAGGCCGAGGCGGCGCGUCAGCGACGCUUGGAAGAGCAACGCGAAGAAGCCCGUGCGCGGGCUGAGGAAGCGACCAUCAAUGCUGAGGUCAUGGAGGCGCUGGCACGAGGCGAGCCCGGGUCAGCCGCCGAGAUCCAAGCACGUAUUGUCGCCCAAAAGAGGGCACGCGUCGCUGCGAUUGCCGGGACACACUUCCCAAGUCUGCUUGAUUCUGGCGCUAGUAACACGCUGUCAAUUCGCGGCUUAAAGACUAAGAAGAUUUCGGACGAGGAAGAAGAUCUUAGCAAGCCAUAUGACCCUUUCGCAGGACUUGGACCCGCGCUCGAGCCCACGCGCUACGAAUUGCGCGAUACGUAUCCUAACCAGUGGCUCGACGAUGCUCGCACAAGGGCCGACCAUCGCGUCACUGGGUACAGCAUCUCCGAAUACGUUGCACGCGCAAUGUUCGAUGCCUUUGCUGGUCUUGGCGUCAACAUCGCUGAUGAGAAGAAGGAUGUCGCCCGUGGUCCGGGGACAGUCAUGGCAGCAGAGGCGGGUGCUACAAAUCGCGUUUCGGGACGUAUGGAUGUCGAUGAUGUAUUUUCAUGAUGAAUUCUGGUAUUCGGUUUAAUGGCGGCGAUACAGAAUUAGAACUUCCAUUGAAACACAGUUGCGAAAGGCCAGAGCUGUGAAUAAGGAACUUCAGAAGUUUCAGCAAGCAAGCUGCUACUUCACACUUGGUCCAGAGAGACAAGCAUACAGCGAAGAACAGCAACUUUGAAGAGAGAGAAGCUUAGCUUCCUCGAGGUCGAUCGCGACAUGCGACCAUCAUAUUCCGUCUCAUCUGCAUAGCGGCGGCGUUUUGUUUUCGGCACACAUCAACACUCCAGCAUUAGAAACAACCCAAAAUAGGUUGCGUAAAAGCAUGGGACGGAUGCCUAGGGUACCGGGGUUGGAGGGAAAGGAAAUAAUGGCUACGACGACAACAGCAUAUCAAGUCCAACUCGACAAUAUAGAACCGGGCUAGGUGGGAUUGUGCAGGGUUAUGUUGUCGAAGGUAGACACGGGUACAAUACUCGGAAAGAUUUUCUCCCAGAGAGUUGUGAGCAAGGCAAUGGAAAGUGCAUCAGCGAUG